Pogoniulus pusillus (Red-fronted tinkerbird) is the source of this 1217-nucleotide messenger RNA. RefSeq names its product endonuclease V (gene ENDOV). Gene Ontology annotation, biological process: DNA repair. Gene Ontology annotation, molecular function: single-stranded RNA binding; RNA endonuclease activity producing 5'-phosphomonoesters, hydrolytic mechanism. Gene Ontology annotation, cellular component: nucleolus; cytoplasm. Bases 87 to 986 code for a protein of 299 amino acids. The record is from RefSeq and is a predicted model, not a curated record. NCBI's taxonomy places the organism in Eukaryota, Metazoa, Chordata, Aves, Piciformes, Lybiidae. The transcript has 8 exons.
GAGGGGUCCUGUAACCCCAUGUUGAGAGGACCCCAGCCCCAUGUUGCUUGGCUCACAUCUGUGGGCUCUUCCUUUACCUGGCAGCCAUGGGGCACAGCGCAGCCCUGCAGUGGGGUUCAGUUGGCGCUGAGAGAGAUGGAGCAGCAUCUUGGUGUGGGAAGAGGUCUGCAGCCGAGGAGGAACGGCACCGUUUUCACUGCAGCCUGUUGUCUUCCACCAGAGAGCAGGCCCAGCUAAAGGCCAGCGUGGUUGAGGAGGACACGGAGGAGUGGCAGAGGGAUUCCAGUUUUGCAGGACUGGAGAGAGUGGGAGGCGUGGACUUGUCUUAUGUCAAAGGAGACGACACCCAUGCCUGUGCUUCCCUGGUCGUGCUCAGCUACCCAGCCCUUGAGGUGCUGUACGAGGAUUACCGGAUGGUGGCUGUCAGCGCCCCGUACGUGGCAGGGUUCUUGGCCUUCCGAGAGGUCCCUUUCCUGGUGGAAGCUCUUCAGAGACUUGAGCAGGAGAAGCCCGAGCUCAAACCUCAGGUGCUUCUUGUGGAUGGUAAUGGCCUGCUCCAUCCCAGAGGAUUUGGUGUGGCCUGUCACCUUGGAGUCCUGACAGAUCUACCAUGCAUUGGAGUGGCCAAGAACCUCCUACAAGUGGAUGGCUUGGUCAAGGAUGAGCUGCACAAAGAGCAGAUACGUUCCCUGCAGAAGGGAGGAGAUUCAUUCCCACUGACAGGCACCUCAGGGGGAGUCCUGGGCAUGGCCCUGCGUAGCUACGACAAGAGCUCUAAGCCACUUUAUGUCUCUGUGGGUCACAGAGUGUGCCUGGAGACAGCCCUGCGCCUGGUCAAGUCCUGCUGCCGGUACCGCAUCCCAGAGCCCAUCCGUCAGGCUGAUAUUAGAUCGAGGGAGUAUAUCCGGAAGCAGCUGUGUUCACCACUGGAGGUCAUAACUUCUAGUCCAGAAAGCAGAAAAAAAGAAGCUGAACUGGAUGAGUAGUCUGAUGCCAGGAGAAACCUCUUCACUAGAUCCUCUCCUCCACCAAGACUCUGAUUCUUUGGAGUACGACAACCGACUGCUGCCAAGGGGAGAGCAGUGCCAGGCCAUGUUGGUCAGGACACUGCAUGGGGCUGCUGGGCAGGCAGAGCAGCUGCUCCUCAAAGAUGACUUUCACAGCACAUUCCUCAGGGCUGAUUUUUAAGCAUUGUAAAAGUCUUUGUGUGAGCAGAA